CCACACACGACAUACGUCCGUGAACCACUGACACAAAGAAAGAAAGAAAGAAACCAUGAACUGCCUACUACGGACCUCGCGCCGCCUCCUCCUCGUCUGUAAGCAGGCAGGCGGCGUCCGCCGAUUGGCGUCGCUGCUGCCGCCCCAUGCAAACCCGGUGCCCCGCUUCAAUCAGUUGUACCGUAAUCCGCGUACGAUCGCUGCGGUGGCGGCCCUCACCUCAGGUGCCGAGGCUAUGGCCGCCUUGCGUCACUACGACCUCGAGGUUGUGCCAUACACGAACCGCACGCACAUCGUAAUCAGGUCUCCUCAGUCCGAACGCCAGCUCUGGGAGCCCCGCUACACAAAGCAGAAGAAAAUCUGGGCUUCCAAAUCACGGAUCGUCGACCCGCUUCACCCGGACAGCGUUCGUGUACGUCGUAUCGCCGAGAAAGUUAUUCGCGCCACCUAUCGUACCCUCCCUAUCAACAGCAGCCACGAUGGCACCAAGAGCCCCAAGCCACAGACAAGUCAUCUUGAGGGGUUUGAGUGGGAGGUGAUACUUAUCAAAGACAACAAGCCCAAUGCAUUCUGCGUCCCUGGUGGCCAUAUUGCAGUAACCGCUGGAUUGGUCGAACAAUUUACAGAUGCUGAGAUUGCCUUUGGUAUUGCGCAUGAGAUUGGUCACAUAGUUGCUAGGCACUACUCGGAAGUUUGUUACGCCAAGUGGUCUCCAACACUCAUGUUUUGGCCUUUCAUACGAAGGUCCGAGAUGGAGGCAGAUCACAUUGGAACCCUUCUACUUGGAGCUGCUGGUUUCCAUCCAUGCACGUCCCUCUUAUUCUUGAGGAAGGCCGCAAUGAUUGAAAGAGCGCUCUGGGUGCCACGAGAUUCCAUCCCUCUUCAUCCUUCACAUAAGAGAAGGGUUGAGCAUUUGUACCAACCCAAAAUCAUGGAGGAGGCGAUGAAGUUAUAUAAGGAAGCUCCGCCCGACGAAGGCACCAGCUCACAAGCCACCGGUGAAGGUUUUUCCUUUCGACAAACCCUGGGAGAUGCAUGCAAACUUAUAUCGACAAGACUGAGACGAGUUCUUACGGGGGGAUGAACAGAUUAGAAUGCCCAAGUUGAAGAACCACGCACAACCACAUCUUCAGCACAUUCCGAUAUGAAUGGACAUGCAGGGCAAGUCUGUUUGACGGAUGCUGCCAUAACUAUCCUAAAAUUUACAUAUAUAGUAGCGGUGUUUUUAUAUUUUUUUUGCCGAAUGUUGUUCUUGUGCACUAUCGUGAAACUGGGCUAUAUAGCAUGUAUUUUGUGUCUAGGCAUAUAUUUUCAGAAAAGCAUUGAAACAUUCCUCUAA
This is a messenger RNA of Triticum aestivum (bread wheat), 1339 nucleotides long. RefSeq names its product mitochondrial metalloendopeptidase OMA1. Gene Ontology annotation, cellular component: membrane. Gene Ontology annotation, molecular function: metalloendopeptidase activity. The record is from RefSeq and is a predicted model, not a curated record. Lineage: Eukaryota; Viridiplantae; Streptophyta; Magnoliopsida; Poales; Poaceae. The coding region runs from base 56 to 1084 and encodes 342 amino acids. The transcript has 3 exons.